Molecule: messenger RNA, 831 nt
Organism: Acanthosepion pharaonis
Lineage: Eukaryota; Metazoa; Mollusca; Cephalopoda; Sepiida; Sepiidae
Source: the annotation of a GenBank genome assembly
AUGGAGAGGAGUCUCUUUUUCUUUUUCUUUUUUUUUCUUUCUUUUUUAAAUCCAAUUGAGUCUUUCCUUCCGUUCUUUCUUUCUUUCUUUCUUUCUUUCUUUCUUUCUUCUUUCACGUGUUAUUUAUGUCUUCAUUUCUAUUUUCAUUCUUUCUUUAUGUAUCUAUUUUAUUCAUUGCUUUCCUGUUUUAUUUUUCUUUCUUUCUUUUUCUUUCUUUCUUUCUUUGAUAUAUUUCCUUUCACUUUUUCUUUCCCUUUUCCUUUUGAACAUAUUUCUUUUUCUUUCUUUCUUUAUUUUUCUUUCUUUCUUUUUUUAAAAUUUUCUUUCUUCUUUCUUUUCCUUUCUUUCUUUUAUCUUUUCUCCUUUUGUUUCUUUCUUUUUUCUUUCUUUGGUAUAUUUCCUUUCACUUUUUCUUUCCCUCUUCUUUUUGUUCAUACCUCUUUUUCUUUCUUUCUUUCUGAUGUGGUUUCCGGUCUCAAAAUACUUUCUUUCUUUUCUCUUUUUGUUCCUUUCUUUCUUUCUUUCUUUCUUUCUUUCUUUCUUUCUUUCAAACUUUCUUUCUUUCAAACUUUCUUCUUGCUUUUUCUUUCUUUCCUUUCUCUUUUUGUUUCUUUCUUUUUUCUUUCUUUGAUAUAUUUCCUUUCACUUUUUCUUUCCCUCUUCUUUUUGUGCAUACCUCUUUUUCUUUUUUCUUUCUUUUCUCUUUUUGUUACUUUCUUUCUUUCUUUCUUUCUUUCUUUCUUUCUUUCAUUUAAAUUUUCUUUCUUCUUUCUUUUUCUUUCUUUCUUUUCUCUUUUUGUUUGUUUGUUUCUUUCUUUUUUCUUUCUUUGA